GCCCCGCGGCGCUCAGUCGGGCGGCGGCGGCGGUGGCAGCGGCAACGGUGGGGGCGGCUCCGCCGGGCUGAGGAGCGGACGCGGGGAGGCGGCUCGGGAUCGCGACACGAUGAGGCGAGUGGUACGGCAGAGCAAAUUCCGGCACGUCUUCGGGCAGGCGGUGAAGAACGACCAGUGCUACGACGACAUCCGCGUGUCCCGCGUCACCUGGGACAGCUCCUUCUGCGCCGUCAACCCCCGCUUCGUCGCCAUCAUCGUGGAUGCCAGCGGCGGGGGAGCCUUCCUGGUGCUGCCCCUGCACAAGACAGGCAGAAUUGACAAGUCCUACCCAACAGUGUGUGGCCACACAGGACCAGUGCUGGACAUAGACUGGUGUCCUCAUAAUGACCAGGUCAUCGCCAGCGGCUCCGAGGACUGCACCGUCAUGGUGUGGCAGAUCCCCGAGAACGGCCUGACCCUGUCGCUGACGGAGCCUGUGGUGGUGCUAGAAGGGCACUCCAAGAGGGUUGGCAUCGUGGCCUGGCAUCCGACGGCUCGCAACGUGCUGCUCAGCGCAGGCUGUGAUAAUGCAAUCAUCAUCUGGAAUGUGGGGACAGGUGAAGCCCUGAUCAACCUGGAUGAGAUGCACGUGGACAUGAUUUACAACGUCAGCUGGAACCGCAACGGCAGCCUCAUCUGCACCGCGUCCAAGGACAAGAAGGUUCGAGUCAUCGACCCCAGGAAACAGGAGAUCGUUGCUGAGAAAGACAAAGCCCACGAGGGAGCCCGGCCCAUGCGAGCCAUUUUCCUUGCGGAUGGGAACAUCUUCACGACCGGCUUCAGCCGCAUGAGCGAACGGCAGCUCGCCCUCUGGAAUCCAAAAAACAUGGAGGAGCCUAUAGCCCUUCACGAGAUGGACACCAGCAAUGGAGUCCUGCUGCCCUUCUAUGAUCCAGAUACCAACAUCAUUUACUUGUGUGGCAAGGGUGACAGCAGCAUUCGCUACUUCGAGAUCACAGAUGAGUCCCCCUACGUUCACUACCUCAACACCUUCAGCAGCAAAGAGCCGCAGAGGGGCAUGGGGUUCAUGCCAAAGAGGGGCCUUGAUGUCAACAAGUGUGAGAUUGCCAGGUUCUUCAAGCUCCACGAGAGGAAGUGCGAGCCCAUCAUCAUGACGGUUCCUCGCAAGUCCGACCUCUUCCAGGAUGACCUCUACCCUGAUACAGCUGGGCCAGAGGCAGCUCUGGAGGCAGAGGAGUGGUUCGAGGGGAAGAACGCCGAUCCCCUUCUCAUCUCCUUGAAGCAUGGGUACAUUCCAGGCAAGAACAGGGAUCUCAAGGUGGUCAAGAAGAACAUACUGGACAACAAGCCUGCUGCAAACAAGAAGAGUGAUCUCAUCAAUGCUCCAAAGAAAGCAGCUGAUGCCUCAAACCCUCAAAACGAAGCCAAGUUGGACGAGAUCCUGCGGGAGCUGAAGUGCAUCAAGGAGACGAUCAGCAGCCAGGAGGAGCGCAUUGCCCGGCUGGAGCAGCAGAUGGCGAAAAUCGCGGACUGAGCGGGGCCAGCCCCUGCCGCCGGCCCAGGCACAUUCCAGUUUCCCCCCCCCCCUCAGUUUGGCAAGCAGCAGCCUGCAGCAUUCCAGUACGAGCUUUCCUCUCCUCCUAAAUUCACCUCAACGAGAGCUGAUGAUUAAAAGCCAAGCUUUUUAGUCCAAGGGGUUUAAUUUUUUGGGGGUGGGGGGGGGAGGGGAUGGUUUGCUUUUGGUUUUGUGUUUUUUUUUCCCUCCUGAUGUUUUCCUCCAUUGAUGUGAGUGUGUCAAACAAAGUCCAAAAGAAUUCAGUGCUACUUUUAACAAUCUUUUAUUAUUAUAAUUAUUAUUAUUAAUUAUUAAUUAUUGCUACUUUUAUUUUUUUGCCUCCAGAUGUUACAAACUCCCCAGAACAAAUCCAUUCUGACUCUCAGUGUCGUGCCCAAAACAACUUGUGCUUUAUUUUCUCCUAGCUGUAGGGACCAAGGCCAUGUUUUUCUUUACCAUCAGUUUACAUUGUUUUAUUUUGAGGGUUUGGGUUUAUUUUUCCCUUCUUUGCCACUUUGCAGUACUUGUAUUUGAGAUGUAAAAGGGUUGAGGGUGUGUGUGUGUGUGUGCCUGGUGGAUCUUCCUACCCUUCAGAGGACAAAAGAAAUACCCCCAAAGCUGAAAUGAUUUUUACUUCGUUUGCAACGUUCAGGUUGGUUCCCUUCACAGUGUGGUUGCUGCUGUGUCCUCCCACCCCUCCCCACCCAUCCUCCAGGCUGCUGUUUGGGUUAUUUUCCUGCUCCCCAUCACCAUUUUCUAGCAGUUUAAAAGAGGAAGAAAACAAACCAAACAAAAGCUCAGCAUGAGGUGAGUCUCCUUUCCUCUUCCCACCCUGAAAAACCUCUAAAGCAGGCCCUCAAACAAGCCCCCCACAGCUUGGAUCCCUUCAGCCACGACCAUCAGGGACCUUUUCCUUGCCCUUGUUUUUGUAUGCUCAGGCCAGAAGCUCCAUGCAGGGAAGGGUUUCUGUGUCCAGCCAAGAUUUGAGGUGUGCCAUGGGCCCCUGGCAGUCCCCAGGUUCUCUGUGGUGCUCUCACGUUGCUGUAGGUAGCUGUUUCUGUGCUGGCUCUGUCCCACCAUGCUCAGGCUCCUUGGCUUUUUGAAGUCCACUGAGCCUGCAAUUCUCUGCCCCCUCACACCAGCUAGGAUCUUAGAGCUGCUUCUAUAGUGGAGGUCUCCACCACAGGUCUCCAGACCUGUCUCCAGGUCUCUGAUAGGUUUUUAAUAGCAUUUUCUUAUCCUCAUCCCUGCCUCAUCAGCUGUAAAAGCCCUGCAGGAAAGUCCUUGUUCCCAGCUCAGCUGAGUGACUUCCAUCCCCACCUCCCUGCACUCCCAGCCCUUCACAGUGGAAGGGACUGGGGAGGCUGGUCUUGAUCCCAGUUGGGAGAACUGGUUUCUCCUUUGAGAGCCCUGGAGGAGAGACCCCAUGAGCACAGCAGGCUCUUGAGCCCCUCCUGGAAUUUCUCAGAUGUUCCAGCUCAGCAAAGCUCUGCUCAGGUAGGGUCUCCCCAGUGAGCUGUGCCAGGCUGGACUGCCACUGCCCAUCCCAGCCUGUCCUUGCUAGCUGGGGGUACGUAAGCAGCUCAUGUCAAAUCUAGAGAUGGGCAAAGAGCCAUGGGCUGAGGAGCCUCAUCCUAGGUGAGGAUGGAUCCCUUGGAGCAGCUGCCUGCACCCCUGUGUGCAUGUCCCUGUCCUGGGGAUCCCUGGCAGGGGAUGUGUCCCUUUGCCCAGGCUCAAGUGAGGUUUUAGUUGUUUUAGUUGUUUCCAUGAGGUUAGCUAUAGAAAUCCUCAACCCCCCCCCUUUUUUUUUGUUGUUCCUAACCCUUCCUUUGCAUGUUCAGAGCUCACAGCUCCAGGCUUGUGUUCUGGAGGGAUGCCUCUCUGUGUGUGUGUGUGUGUGUGUGUGUGUGUGUGUGUGUGUGAAGGUGAAGCCACACCAUGGGCACAGCCAGGGCCAGGUAGCUGGAGAGACACGAGGAGGAGCCAGAGGACGAGUUAGAAUUCCAUAGCAUGAAAGCUUCCCAAAAGUGGGAUUUCUGUGGUGUUGAGCAGUGAGCACAGCAGGAGGACCAGGUGUCCCCUGCCCUGUGCCUGUGACCCCCCCCCCCAACCCAGUACCUCCAGGUUAUUUGAGUGCUGGGUGGCAUUUGUGUUGCAGUCAGUGGCUGAGAUGACUCCGUGUCAUCAACUUUUUGUAUCUACCCCCAAACACUCUCCUCCUUCUCCCUCCCUCCCCCAAAAAAAAGGUGAUUUCUGUGUCAACUCGUACAUGUGACUUCAGGGUUGUGUGCUUGGGGUGGGUGGGACACCUUUGGGCUCGAGUUUGUUUUUAUUCUAGCGAGAAGGAAAUCAAAAGCGUUGGGAAGACACUGGAGGAUGGAAACGCCCAGAGGAGGUCUGGGGGUGGCAGCAGGUCCCAGGAGGGCAGAGGAAAGGCUGCCUUGGUGGUGGUUUUGAGUUUUUAGCCUGUGUUUUUAUUUAAAUGAACUGAUGCCUCGCCAGGCUCAACCAGAGUCAGUGCCUGAAGCUUCUUUUGUAGCCGCGAUUACCCCAGGAGAGAGCCAGCCGAGUCCUGCAGGAUGCGCUCUUAUAGAGCGGCCCUCGAUACCUGUCCUGAUAUUUGCUUCCAUUUUCAAAAGAUAAAAAGAAGUCAUUGAUUAUAAAAA
This is a messenger RNA of Pogoniulus pusillus (Red-fronted tinkerbird), 4221 nucleotides long. RefSeq names its product coronin 1C (gene CORO1C). Gene Ontology annotation, molecular function: actin filament binding. The record is from RefSeq and is a predicted model, not a curated record. The transcript has 11 exons. Gene Ontology annotation, biological process: neural crest cell migration; actin filament organization. The coding region runs from base 110 to 1534 and encodes 474 amino acids. NCBI's taxonomy places the organism in Eukaryota, Metazoa, Chordata, Aves, Piciformes, Lybiidae.